Molecule: messenger RNA, 3032 nt
Organism: Ceratina calcarata
Lineage: Eukaryota; Metazoa; Arthropoda; Insecta; Hymenoptera; Apidae
Gene: Pus7
Product: pseudouridine synthase 7
Exons: 6
Coding region: 169-2667 (832 amino acids)
Biological process (GO): pseudouridine synthesis
Cellular component (GO): nucleus
Molecular function (GO): RNA binding; pseudouridine synthase activity
Source: RefSeq, a predicted model, not a curated record
UCGUCAGAUAAAAUCGUGGCUCAAACACGUGCUGUUAUUAAAACCAUAACCUUGGAAAUAAUAAUUUAGUAAUAAACAUUGUCGGCCGGUUUGAAGAACUGACUUAAUUUGCUGUUGAAGUUCUGCAGAUAAAAUCUGUGAAGGUCUCAUACAUCGAUAGACAAGAUAAUGUCUGAAAUGCAGAAUACAAAUACUAACCCUGACAGCAGUUCUAAAAGCCGAGAAGUUAAAGGAGAGCAUCCACGUAACAAAUAUCAAAAAGAUUACAGAAAAGAUUAUCGUUCAAAUAAUGAUUUCAGAAGAAAUAGGAAUUCGUAUAAUACUGGAUACCGGAACGAUAAUUUUGGCAAAAAGCCUUAUAAACGUAACUGGUCGAAUACCCAACAAGAUGGGAAGAGGAAGAAGUUGGAAGUUGGAAAUCGGCUUAGAGAGUGCGAUGUCGGUAUUACCGAAUUUAUAGGAGACGAAGGAUUUUUCGGCGUGAUCAAAGAACGAUACACAGAUUUUCAUGUCAAUGAAAUAGCACUUGAUGGGGAGAUAGCCAAGUUGACAAACCAAGACAUUCCAACAGAUGAGAUUGAAAAUGAAAGUGAAGAAGAUCUGAAAAAGAUGGUAUCAGAUGUUGUUAGGGAACAGUUACAGAGCUUGAAAGAACCAAACGCAUCAAGUAUAGAAAUUGAUGUAACAGACAUGGAUAAAACUCAACGUAAAGCGAUCCACACAAUUGCUAAAAGGAUGACAAAUGUUGGUAGCCAAACUAUAGACAAAGACAAAAAGAAGAUAUUGAUGCUUUUCCCAAAUAAAGGAACUAGAAAUACUAAUUUCAAUUUUCGAAUGGAUACUAGAGCUGAUUGGAAAAAAAGAGGGGAAUAUUGUUACUUCAUAUUACAUAAAGUGAAUAUGGAUACAAUGGACGCUUUGAAUCAACUAGCUAUGAAUUUACGUUUGAGACCAAAUAAUUUCAAUUAUGCUGGGACUAAAGAUCGUCGGGCUUGGACCGCUCAGUGGGUUAGUUUGAGGAAGGUAGAGCCUGCAGAUAUAUUAAGAGCAGCGAAAAAUAUUCGCGGAGCAUACGUGGGGAAUUUCAAAUUCGAUAAUGAACCUUUGAAGUUAGGCAUGCUCAGUGGUAAUCACUUUAAAAUCGCUCUAAGAAAUGUCAGUGGAACUGAUGAACAAAUUGAAAAGACAAUGAUAUCACUGAGAGAUCACGGAUUUAUAAAUUAUUACGGUUUGCAAAGGUUUGGCACUGUACGUGCUAUUCCAACUUAUGACAUAGGCAAAGCAUUGCUUCAAGGCAAAUGGAAUGAGGCAAUUGAAUUGAUUUUAAAACCUAGAGAGGGAGAGCAAGACCAGGAUCUUGUAGAAGCUCGAAAAAUAUAUGAAACCACCAAAGAUGCUGGUGCUGCUUACAGAAGAAUUAAAAGAUGUGAUAAAAUAGAAGCUACACUUUUAAAAGGACUCUGUGAGUCCGGUAACAAUAAUCCUCAGGGUGCUCUCGAUUCAAUCCCGCGGAAUGCUCGAUUAAUGUAUAUCCACGCUUAUCAAAGCUUCGUUUGGAAUCACAUGGUGUCAAAGAGGAUAAAAGAAUUUGGAAGGAAACCUAUAGUGGGAGAUUUAGUGUAUGCAAACAGUAUAAAGUGUGAUGAUAACGAAGAGGAGUUCGUUUGCGAUAAUGAAGAUGAACCUGUUGCUGAGAAUAAUCCAGGAACUAACGAAAUGGAGAAUAGACCUGAAAAGGAAGAAGGUAUAAAUGCGCAGAUACCUGAUACAUCCACGGAAUCCAAUACUUUGAUUAAAGAAGUAACAGACGCCACAGAGUGUUGCCUUAAAAUCGAUGAAGCCAAAGAAGAAAAUAAAACAACUAAUGACAAAGACCAGAAUGAAGAUCUACGUAACCUUCCUCCAGUUAAAGUACUUACAGAAGAGGAUUUGCCGCACUAUACUUUGGCAGAUGUAAUAAUGCCUCAGGUUGGUUGGAAAGUCACAUAUCCACCUUAUGCAAAACCGUGGCUCGAUGAAUUUUUAGCAAAAGAUGGACUGACUACCGAUCUCAGGCAGAAAAAUAAAAAAUAUAGUUUAGGAGGCGCUUAUAGGAAAAUAUUGCAAAUCCCUUCGAGUGUAUCCUGGAGAAUAAUGCAUUACAAGGAAAAAUAUAACGAUCUUCUUAUGUCCGAUAUCAGUGAAAUGAGACAAUACGUGGCUCCCAAAGAUGAUCCAGAGGGCCAAUAUAAAGCUUUAAUUCUCGAAAUGUCUCUAAAAUCUUCUACAUACGCGACUAUGGCAUUGCGUGAAAUUCUGAAGUCUGAUACUUCGCCGCAAGCACAGGCAGCUCAGUCUGCUGUAUGUAACGCCGAGGCAGAAAAUACAAAUAAAUCAGAAGAGCCUUCAGAGAGUGAAAAUAAGACCCAGGACGAGGAUAAGAAUGUUCAGGAGGUAAAUAUGACGCAAGAUGAUCAUAAGAAUAUUCAGGAAGUAAAUAUGACGCAAGAUGAUGAUAAGAAUGUUCAGGACGAAAAUAUGACUCAGAAUGAUGAUAAGAAUGUUCAGGAAGAAAAUAUGAUGCAGGAUGAUAAGAAUGUUCAGGAAGAAAAUAUGACCCAGAGUGAUGAUAAGAAUGUUCAGGAACAAGAAGCAGCAGAUCAGAUGGAAGUAUCUGAAGCAAUAUGAAGCUGUGAUAUUACAAUUGGCAUUUAAAAGGUCUAUUCUAAUGUCUGAAGAUUCUAACGUCUUUAUAUAAAAUAGUAAUACACAUAGCUUUAAAGAUAUAUGUCAUCUGUCUCGUAAAAAAGUAUUAUUUCAGGAAUUUUAUUUUUUCUACCAAUAUUUAUUUUUCUUUCGCUUAUAUAUACAGUAAAUAUGUUAUUUUUACAAAAGAGCGUUUCGUUUCAUUUAAGAUAAAAAGGUUGAUCCCUAAUUUGAUCAAUAAGCACAUUGAUAUUUAGUUAUAUAAGUACAACUUAUGUAUACACUUAAUGAACAGUGUAAUUAUAUUUCUUGUACUAUAAUAAAAUUUGAUGCAAUUCAAUAAACUU